Molecule: messenger RNA, 894 nt
Organism: Aegilops tauschii subsp. strangulata
Lineage: Eukaryota; Viridiplantae; Streptophyta; Magnoliopsida; Poales; Poaceae
Biological process (GO): telomere maintenance; DNA repair
Molecular function (GO): DNA helicase activity
Source: RefSeq, a predicted model, not a curated record
AUGAGGGCUCAUAAUGACACGUGGUUUGCAGAUUACUUGCUAAGGGUCGGCAAUGGCACUGAGGAUGUGGACGAUCAAGGCAACAUACUACUCCCUGAAGAUAUUUGUCUGCCGUCUACAGGCGAGGUUGACGACCUGGAGAAACUUAUUGACCACGUGUUUCCGAGUCUAGAUGACAACAUGUCUGAUUCCAAUUACAUGACAUCUCGAGCAAUCCUUUCCACGACAAACGACAAUGUCGACAAGAUAAACAUCCGCAUGAUAGACCGUUUUCAUGGAGAUGAAGUAAUCUACCAUAGCUUUGACAUUGCAGAGGACGACUCAUAUGGCUACUACGCUCAGGAGUUUCUUAAUGGAUUGACUCCUAAUGGUCUUCCUCCGCAUGCACUCAAGCUAAAGUUGAACUGCCCUGUCAUACUUCUAAGGAACAUUGAUCCAGCUAAUGGACUGUGUAACGGCACUAGGCUUGUUGUAAGAGGUUUUGAGAGGAACACCAUUGAUGCAGAAAUCGUGAUUGGUCAACACGCUGGCAGGAGGGUCUUCCUUCCUCGAAUACCUCUCUGCCCAUCUGAAAACGACAUGUUUCCGUUCAAGUUUAAGAGAAAGCAAUUUCCUAUAAGGCUUAGCUUUGCUAUGACCAUUAACAAGGCUCAAGGGCAGACCAUACCGAUAGUUGGUGUCUACCUACCCAAUCCCGUGUUCUCUCAUGGUCAGCUCUAUGUUGCUUUGUCUCGAGCCACCGCGAAGAGAAACAUAAAGAUACUCAUUCAGAAGGAGAAGCCGAAGGAGAAGGCCAACAAGCUAAAGGACAAUCCAAAGAAGCGAAAAAGACCGACUGUGUCCUUACUGACCUCGAUGAAGAACAUCGUCUACAAGGAAGUCCUUACAGGCUGA